UCUUUCAUUUCAGAUAUGGUGCUUCUAGUUUGGGCGCAAAACAGCGUUCAUGUUUCGAUAGUGAACUUCCGAACAAGUGUAUUGUAGUCAAGUUGAUGCGGAUGAUGCGUGAUGCAUUGAUGCGUUGCUGUUUGUGACAAAGUUUGUAAUGGACUGAGGCAUCAUCAGAUAGCCUAAGCACACUAAUAGGUGUGGUUUGAGUUUUUGAAGAAUGAGAGGUGCAGUGCUCGCUGCUCUGGUGGUGUUGGCCGUGUGCGGCAGCUGCGUCGGUCUGCGCCGUCACGACGUCCACGGCCUCCUACUGCCACCACCGAACGUCCACAAUGCCCCGCUGCCACCAGACCAGUGGUUCACCCAGAAGCUGGACCACUCCCAGCCCAGUGACCUGCGCACCUGGCAACAGCGCUACUUCACGAACGACUCGUUCUACAAGCCGGGCGGGCCGGUGUUCCUGAUGAUCGGCGGCGAGGGCAAGGCCAGCCCCAUCUGGAUGGUGGCCGGUCAGUGGAUCGAGUACGCCAGGCAGCACAACGCCCUCUGCUUCCUGCUCGAGCACCGCUUCUACGGGAAGAGCCACCCCACCGAGGACAUGAACAUCAAGAACCUGCGCUUUCUGAGCUCUGAGCAGGCGCUGGCCGACCUGGCCGCCUUCUCGGCCGCCAUGAACGUGCAGCACGGCCUCGACGCCAGCACGCGCUGGGUGGCGUUCGGCGGCUCGUACCCGGGCAGCCUGGCCGCCUGGUACCGGCUCAAGUACCCGCACAUGGUGCACGCGGCCGUCUCGAGCAGCGCGCCGCUGCACGCCCAGACCAACUUCUACGAGUUCCUGUCGGUGGUCUCUGACGCGCUGCGCUCGGAGUCCGGCCAGGAGUGCUACAGCGGCGUGGCGGCCGCCUUCUCUGAGCUGGAGCAGCGCAUCGGCGGCGGCAACGCCGGCCAGCUCACCAAACAGUUCCAACUGUGUGCGCCGCUGAACGUCUCGGCGCCGGAGGACGUAUCCAGUCUGGUCUCCAGCCUGGCCGACCUCUUCGAGGGCACCGUCCAGUACAACAAGGACAACCGCGCCUUCGAGGGCGCCAAGGACGCCAACAUCACCGUCACCACGCUCUGCGACAUCAUGACCAGCGGGCGGGGCGGCGCGCUGGACCGGCUGGCCGAGGUCAACAGCCUGCUGAUGACAGCCCAUGGUGACAAGUGCCUGGACUACACCUACGAGUCGGCCAUGAAGAAGAUGCGAGAGGAGAGCUUCGACAGCCCCGACAACAACGGCAUGCGCCAGUGGAUCUACCAGACGUGUUCAGAGUUUGGCUGGUACCAGACGUCCGACUUCGUCCGGCAGCCGUUCGGCCACCGCUUUCCGCUCGCCUUCUCCGUGCAGCAGUGUGUGGACGCCUACGGCCCCAAGUUCAACAAGGCGUUCAUCGAGGCGGCUGUGGCGGCGACGAACGUGCGCUACGGCGGCCGCGGGCUGCGCGUGCGGCGCGUGGUGUUCAUCAACGGCAGCAUCGAUCCUUGGCACGCCAUGGGGCGGACGGCCACCCGCCACCGGCACACGCCCGUCAUCUACAUCAACGGCACGGCCCACUGCGCCAACAUGUACCCGGCGCGCGCCUCGGACCUGGCCGAGCUGACGGCGGCCCGGCGCAGAGUGGGCCGCCUCAUCACCGCCUGGCUACGCGAGAGCCGGCAGUGACGUCACUGGAGCCCAGCCGGACGACGACUGGGCGGCGAGUCACCUCGCGACCGCUGACUGGUGACGUCACUGGAGCCCAACCGGACGACGACUGGGCGGCGAGUCACCUCGCGACCGCUGACUGGUGACGUCACUGGAGCCCAGCCGGACGACGACUGGGCGGCGAGUCACCUCGCGACCGCUGACUGGUGACGUCACUGGAGCCCAACCGGACGACGGCCGGACAUCUGGUCACCUCUUGACCGUGGGCCGGUGACGUCACUGGAGCCCAGCCGGACGACGACUGGACGGCAGGUCACCUCUUGACCGUGGGCCAGUGACGUCACUGGAGCCCAGCCGGACGACGACUGGGCGGCGGGUCACCUCUUGACCGUGGGCCAGUGACGUCACUGGAGUCCAGCCGGACGACGACCGGACAUCUGGCCACCUCUUGACCGCUGACUAGUGACGUCACUGGAGCCCAACCGGACGACGACCGGACGGUUGGUCACCUUGGUGACCGUUGAUCAGCGACGCUACCAGCGUGCGGCCGGUUUGGAAGUGUGGACAGUGGUAUCGCAGCCACAAGGAGCUUAUAAGUUUCUGGCCAGUCCGUAUAAAUGGUCGCUGCUUGGAUAUUGUACUCUCGGGUAUACACCUUGCUUUCCUUUAAGGCAAGUUAUAGACGUAUCUGUGCGCCAUUUAUGCUAGGUCAAGCCUCAAUAUGGCUGUUGAAACCCAGGGAAUGUCCGAGGUGCUCAAUAUUCAAUAGCUUGUUGCCCGCUUUGCAGUAUGACUGUGCUGCCAUUACUCAUAAUAUGGUUAUGCUGUUCACUGCGACGUUUUAAGACAGCUGUAAAUUUGCCUGGUUCCGUAACCUGAGAUCAUGAUGGAGGGUCAUAUGCCACGCCAUUUUUGUACUCGCUGGGCACCUUUGAGCACGAGCCUGUGUUUCUCAAUACUCGAAAUGCCUGAAGCUGUCGCUCGAUUCACCAUCGCGGGGCACGAGCAAUCGUAUCAGCCAAGUGCACGUACCAUUUGGCCUAUCUACUAUAGAUCAUGACAAGCGGAUACAUGGAUGUGUAAUCGGCUUUAUGCAUCGAAGGUUCAAAAUGUGGAAUGCCUAUCACGCUGUCAUUGUCGUGUUCUUCCUCGCGGAGAUGCCUUUGGCGUACGACGGGAACGUAUGUCAGUAGCCUGUGCCUUCCAGUUGUCCCACGCGCCAGGGGUCAUCGAAGUACAGCCUUUCCUCGUGACCUGGCCGUGAGACAGAUCCUGUUUAUGCAUCGAGAUGUGCACCCUCUUUGCCGGAAGUUGGCUGUGCUAUAAAAGGAGUUGUACUCAGAUGUUCUCCGCUAUGAGAGCACCAUGGAAGCCCGCUCGUACAAGUGCCAAAUAUACAGUACUCGGUUUU
This is a messenger RNA of Pollicipes pollicipes, 3086 nucleotides long. RefSeq names its product putative serine protease K12H4.7. Bases 212 to 1693 code for a protein of 493 amino acids. NCBI's taxonomy places the organism in Eukaryota, Metazoa, Arthropoda, Thecostraca, Pollicipedomorpha, Pollicipedidae. The transcript has 10 exons. Gene Ontology annotation, biological process: proteolysis. The record is from RefSeq and is a predicted model, not a curated record. Gene Ontology annotation, molecular function: serine-type exopeptidase activity; dipeptidyl-peptidase activity.